CGCGCUAUCGCUUGCGUGUCAUGUUGACAAACGCUAAAGACGGAGCUGGCAACAUGUCCGCCACUGCUGCUGCUCAGCAAAACAAUAACGAGGAGCCUAGCCUAAACGUGUGAUACAGUGGCUGCGUGGAGAGUAAUUCACGGAGACUCUAUGCCACAAAGGUCAUGGGUGGAGUUGGAGAUGAAUGGAAACAACAGGAACCAGGCCCUGCUGCCAAACUCCACCACACCCUCCCCUGCCCCGGGGAACGGGAAUGAGGGGGAGAGUCAGGGCCCUCAGGCCCUGGAGGUGGUGCCAGAGGAGGUGGAGGAGAGUCUGACAGCGGCACUGGAGCAUGUGCCCUCAUCCUCCUCUAUCCACAAUGGAGACAUGGAGAAGAUCCUGCUGGACGCCCAGCACGAGUCCAGCCAGAGCAGCUCCUCCUGCGACAGUCCUCACAGACCUCCAAGUCCAGAUCAGGAUGACGGCCAAAUCACCUUUGAUGUGGAGAUGUCCAGUCGGAGAGGGAGCCAGUUAGAGGAGGAAGGUCCAGAGAAAAACAAAGAGGAUAUCAUGAUGAACAAAGUUGCAGAUUGGUCCAGUCGGCCUGAAAACGUUCCACCCAAGGAGUUCCACUUCCGUCACCCCAGACGCUCAGUAUCCCUAAGCAUGAGAAAUAGUGGAGCCAUGAAGAAAGGGGGUAUCUUCUCUGCUGACUUCCUCAAAGUCUUCAUCCCUUCCUUACUGCUAUCUCACAUUCUUGCCCUUGGCAUUGGACAUACCUUUGCAAAGCAACAGCUGCUCUCUAUAUCCCCUCACGAUCGUGCAUUCUUCUGCCUCUUCUGUAGCAGGCAUAAGAGACUGGACAAGGGUCUACAUUGGGAAGAGACUCCCCACGCCUUCCACCAGCUCUUUCUAAACCCGAAGUGAAGCAGCACCUGGAAGUCGCAUCAAAAUUAUCCUGUUGACUAGUUGUUACAAUGUCUUCAUGUGCUUAAAUGUCCUCUUUUCCUCUGCAUCCAUUGUAUGCCUAGCUAUCUCCUUUUCAACUGUUUUUCCCCCUUUUUAGUUAUUUGUACCACUAUCUGACAAUGACUUACCCAAGUUUUUUGAUGUAGUGUGCUUUUGGAGGGUUCAUAAUUCAUAAAUGACUGGGAACCUUUUACCUUUUGAAACAGAUUGGCUUUGAACAGUAAUGACCACUAGCAGCACAUAAUAGCUAACAGCACCUACCUGAAUCUGAGUGUUGUACUUCUGGACAAAAUGAUUCCUCAAAAGCUGUCUAUACUGUACUGCACAAACACUGUGACUGGUAUUGGAUGGCACAGGGCCUGAAGGUUUGGGAAUUUCUCUUAGAUUUCUACACAGAUUACUUGGCUUAGACCUAGAGAUUGUGCUUUGCGUAAUCAAGAAUUCCUCUACUGCUCCCUACUCCAAGUCAGUAAAUUUCAUGGUGACUUUUACCUGAACCAAAAUAAGCUACAUAUCUGCAGUACGUCUUUCAAUUGGCAUUGAGAAUUGCAGUAACUGUGAAUCAAGUGGUAUUGUUGUUCGGAUUUGUUAGUUUAUUACAUGGUUUGGAAUAAUAUUCAGCCCAGACUUAUCAAUUCAGGAGAAGUUUGCUUUUAAUUCCAGCCUAUUCUAGUUAUACCUAAUUUGUGUCAUUUAGUAGCCCCAAAUAAUUUUCUCUGAAGGUGGUCUCUUGGUGAAAGGGUGUGAAUAGUGAUGCUAGUAGCUACUGCAGAUUUCCAUUGAUUAACAGGAAAACAUCCCAGUAGAUGGAUGCAGAAAGAAUGGUACAUCUAAAUGCAGUACAGGGUAAAGUACGGGGUAAGGGAAAGUUUGAAUGAAGACUUUGUGUACAGUAGUUUAUACCAAUAUACACAACCUGCCUGUUGUUCAACAACUCAUGUGUCAAUGCCACACAUUCUACCUUUUGUUUUUCAUAUCUAAUUUAUUUUCUCCAAGCUGAUUCUAUAAACCUUUUGAAUGUAAGUUUUCCUGUGUGGUAACACGCCCUCAGUGUAUAGAUCCAGCCACCAUACAGAGUAGGAUGUAUUGGUGGAAUGAUGUUAUAACUGGCCACAAAUAAUUCAGUUUUGUUUCCUUUUGGUACACAAAAUGACUACUGCAUAGUGCCAAAUAUAGAUUUAUUUUAAUCUCAGCGCUUUCAUUACAAAGGUAACACGCACAGUGAUUUCUCAACUAUUGGACAAGUUUAACUAACACAAACAGUUUCAUGCACUCAUAUCUCCAGUCCUGAUAAGUCACCUACCUGGUUUUGACAUGUCCUCCGGUGAACAUUUUGUGUAUGCAUGAAAUAUGUUUCCAUUCCCCAUAGGCAUACAUUUCCAUAAAGCAGACCAUAUGUAAGUAAUGAUUUUUGGAUAAAUCUUUAACAAUUACCUAUUUGGUACUGAAAUAAUUUUAUGAAAUCUGAUAAAGGACCCUUUUUCGUUUUUUUGCAAUAGUAAAUAGCUUUUUUUUUUCAUACACUAAGUAAUUAUUCUCACAUAGCGUGCGAUAGGAACUCCUGAGAAAGUAUCUUUACAGAACCAGCACUCCACCCCUGCUUGGUUAUUUAGGGUUUUGUUUUUUACCUUUUGGGGGGGAAGGGUGAGUGGACAAUGGGGAUAGAUGUGAUGAUUGUAGUAGGGUUCUUUUUUUUGAGUGGGAUUGUUUUUUGUGCCUCUGUUCUUGGUUUGUGCCAACUCAAAGUAACUCCCAUUGCAUGCAUGUCUUUAGCUUGUAAUUGGCAUUGAUUAACUUAUUAUCAUUCAUGAGAUGCCAAAGGCUGUCAUAGCUUUCAUUUAAUAUUGUCAAGUCCAUCCUGUAUCUAACGCAGAAGAAGUAUGUGCAUUAUCAUUGGUUUCAUUUUUCUUUGAUAAUCCAAACUGAAAGAUACUUGGUCUUUUCCUUGAACAUGUUUUGUUUGUGAUAUUGAUUCUAGUAGCAAGAACUUUCAGCCUUGUUUGAUAGUUUUUCCAAUUUGAUGAAAAUCUGACAUUAAAAUGAGAAAUUAACCGCAA
Oncorhynchus kisutch (coho salmon) is the source of this 3008-nucleotide messenger RNA. Its product is annotated as BCL2/adenovirus E1B 19 kDa protein-interacting protein 3-like. Bases 151 to 909 code for a protein of 252 amino acids. Gene Ontology annotation, biological process: mitochondrial outer membrane permeabilization; defense response to virus; positive regulation of apoptotic process. Lineage: Eukaryota; Metazoa; Chordata; Actinopteri; Salmoniformes; Salmonidae. The record is from RefSeq and is a predicted model, not a curated record. Gene Ontology annotation, cellular component: endoplasmic reticulum; mitochondrial envelope; nucleus. The transcript is spliced from 8 exons.